CACAUAUCAUACGUUGUUGACUGUUGGAGUCUGUCUGGAUAAGGUGUGGCACCAGAGCUGUCCCCUGCAGGUGUGCAGGCAGGAGGAUACACAGUACAGACCCGACACCACCUGCUGUUACACGGAGAAGAAAUCCCUUGGGCACCGCCGGAGUCUCAGAGGAAGAUGAACUGGAGCUUUUUGGAGAAUGUCCUCAGUGGGGUGAACAAAUACUCCACUGUGAUCGGGCGCAUUUGGCUCUCUGUGGUCUUUCUCUUCAGAAUCUUGGUUUAUGUGGCAGCAGCUGAGCAGGUGUGGAAGGAUGAGCAGAAGGAUUUUGUGUGCAACACCCAGCAGCCCGGCUGUGAGAACGCCUGCUUCGACCACUUCUUCCCCAUCUCACAGGUGCGUCUGUGGGCCCUGCAGCUUAUCAUGGUGUCCACCCCAUCCAUGCUGGUUGCCCUGCAUGUGGCCUACAGGGAACACCGAGAGGCCAAACACAAGCGAAAACUGUACCAGGACAAAGGGAGCAUUGAUGGAGGUCUGUUCUGCACUUACACAGUCAGCUUGGUCUUCAAGAUAUCCUUUGAGGUGGGCUCCUUUGCUCGCUUUCUACUUCCUGUACAACGGCUUUGA
Lates calcarifer (barramundi perch) is the source of this 615-nucleotide messenger RNA. Its product is annotated as gap junction beta-7 protein-like. Gene Ontology annotation, cellular component: connexin complex. Gene Ontology annotation, biological process: cell communication. Lineage: Eukaryota; Metazoa; Chordata; Actinopteri; Centropomidae. The record is from RefSeq and is a predicted model, not a curated record.